This is a messenger RNA of Dreissena polymorpha, 606 nucleotides long. RefSeq names its product protein FEV-like. Gene Ontology annotation, molecular function: DNA-binding transcription factor activity, RNA polymerase II-specific; sequence-specific DNA binding. The transcript has 5 exons. Lineage: Eukaryota; Metazoa; Mollusca; Bivalvia; Myida; Dreissenidae. The record is from RefSeq and is a predicted model, not a curated record. Gene Ontology annotation, biological process: regulation of transcription by RNA polymerase II; cell differentiation. Bases 1 to 606 code for a protein of 201 amino acids. Gene Ontology annotation, cellular component: nucleus.
AUGAGGGUCCCGUAUGGUUCUUGUAGAUGGUCAGGGCAUCCGUUUGCGGCAAAUUCUGAGCAUCAGACACAUCUUCGAAGAUAUGGCGACAAUCAACCAAUUUCUUCAAAGGCCGAGCAAUGGUAUCCCGGUCCUAAAAAUCCUCAACAGCAUUCACCAUUAUUACCUGACCGCCCGUGUCCAAUACAAAGCGGACAUUGCCAGGAUAUAGAUGCCACACGAAUCAGCCAAGGUUCCGGCCAGAUUCAACUAUGGCAGUUCUUGUUAGAAUUACUCUCGGACACUUCAAAUGGCGGUUACAUCACUUGGGAAGGUAGAGAUGGUGAAUUUAAACUUCUAGACCCUGACGAGGUUGCCAGAAAAUGGGGCGAAAGAAAAUGCAAACCGAAUAUGAACUACGACAAGUUAAGUCGGGCUCUGCGUUACUAUUAUGACAAGAACAUCAUGUCGAAGGUUCAUGGGAAGAGAUACGCUUAUAAGUUUGAUUUUGGAGGACUUGCACAGACCCAAGGCAACAAGACAUUCCUGGAAUUCCAACACAACAGGGCUAUUGUUCUCAUCGAUGUGAAUAUUAAACUCACCAGAUAUGAGACUAUUGGAGUAUGA